UUCAUAGAUCAAUUGCACUUGAACUUUUGAAGGCGGAUUGCUUUCUUUCAUGAGGUAUUACCAAGAUACCCAAUCCACUGAUCGAUUACCGCAGACGGUUUAGGAGCUCGAAAUAAUGGCGGGCAACAAAGGUUUCAUCCCACCAUAUGUACUCCAAAAUGUUGCUCAUUCAGGAGCAGCAGACAUAACUACUCGUGAUGCAGCGGCGGGAACCUUAAGAACGCAGGAGAAGAUUGCAGCCGGGGCAACCUCAACCCCAGAGGUGUCCAAGUCGGAAGUUAUAUCGAUAACGCCUCUGCUCAAACGGCUAUGGCCAUCCCCCUCGAACCAGUCCGUGUCGGCCUCCGAGAUCGCUUUUGCGUUGUCUCAUAUCUUUACGAAUAGCCUCUCUCCCGUCCAGACGGGGGCGCUGUUGACAGCUCUGCACUUCACUGGUGAGGAUAGAAAACCAGCCGUCCUGUCGGCAUGCGCAGCAGAGAUGAGAGGGGCUUCUACCGUACCAGACGCGACAUUGCUAAGGGAAUGCGUUGCGAAGAAUGGCGCAAAGCUCAAGAGAGGGGGUUAUAGGGGUGGACUGUGUGACAUCGUGGGCACUGGGGGCGACUCCCAUAACACCUACAACGUUUCAACGACCUCCAGCAUCAUCGCAUCUGCCUACCUAUUACUAGCAAAACACGGCAACCGAGCUUCGACCUCUGCCUCUGGAUCCGCAGACCUACUAACAUCCCCGGUAGCCCGGCCUCGUCCGGCUGUUCUGACUGCGACGACGCCGAGUACAAUAACUGCCGUCUACGAAAAGACGAACUAUGCCUUCCUCUUCGCCCCCGUUUUCCAUCCCGGGAUGGCGUACGUAGCUCCGGUCAGGAAAGAGCUGGGAUGGAGAACGAUUUUCAACCUGCUGGGACCUCUGAGCAACCCUAUCGAGAGCACAGGAACACUGGAGGCUCGAAUGAUCGGUGUCGCGCGACGAGAUGUCGGUCCUGCUUUCGCGGAGGCGCUAGCACUCGGCGGCGCGACGAAGGCAUUGGUUGUAUGCGGCGACGAAGAGCUCGAUGAAAUCAGCUGCGCCGGAUUGACGCACUGUUGGGCGGUUCAACCAAUUGCUGACGACGAAGUGGCGGAUGGGGACGAUGAAGAACGCCAGAGAACGACCACGACAUACUUCGCCUUACAGCCGUCGGACUUCGGCUUGCCAGCACAUCCGUUGUCCGAAGUCCAUCCAGGAGGAACCCCCACCCAAAACGCCGAGAUCCUGAUGAAUUUCUUAGAUGGCAAGAUUGCGGAUGAUGAUCCCGUUCUGCACUUUGUCCUUAUGAACACGGCGGCCUUGCUUGUUAUUGCGGGGGUAUGUGACGAAGACGAGGCAGAAACGAUCAAAGAGACGGGUCCCGGUGGCUUCCGAUGGAAGGAGGGCGUCAGGCUUGCGCGACUGGCGAUCAAGGAUGGCAGGGCGAAGGAGAUGUGGGCGGCGUUUGCAAACGUCACGAACGAAUUGAGCGGACAGUGAACCGUUUAUCUAAAUCAAGAAGCAGCAGCCUCCCUUCCACUGAUUAUGGCUGACUUAAGUCGUAUUGACACAAGGAAUCACCAUAUCUAGCUCUAAUCUCAUCCCUCAUUCCGUAACAUACAUAUCCACGCACCUAUCUCUGACCUCUAGAGGACUGGAAUAUCCAUCAUAUCCCCCUCUUCAAGCGAUGGCAGACGCUCAGAUGAGCCCCAUCGCAACCAUUCCAGCUGCGCCCAUCACCCCCGCAAACUGCGCGCCUUGGGUCACCGCCGGGACAGCCGCGCCCCCAGUACUUUCCAUGCUGCUGGAGCUUGAGGAGCUACUCGAAGAGCUCGACGACGAGGUCGACGAGGUCGACGAUGAUGAGGGCGGCUCUGAGGAAGGCGGCGCUGAGGUUUCGUCGGCCGGAGCAGCCGAGGACUCGGCGGCCGGAGCAGCCGAGGACUCGGCGGCCGG
Eremomyces bilateralis CBS 781.70 is the source of this 1963-nucleotide messenger RNA. RefSeq lists its product as uncharacterized. The coding region runs from base 116 to 1507 and encodes 463 amino acids. NCBI's taxonomy places the organism in Eukaryota, Fungi, Ascomycota, Dothideomycetes, Eremomycetales, Eremomycetaceae. Gene Ontology annotation, molecular function: anthranilate phosphoribosyltransferase activity. The transcript is spliced from 2 exons. Gene Ontology annotation, cellular component: cytosol. The record is from RefSeq and is a predicted model, not a curated record. Gene Ontology annotation, biological process: L-tryptophan biosynthetic process.